AUGUUACCAAAAAUAUGUUAUCAGACUAUUGUAAAAAAAACCAAGAACAAUAUAGGAAAAAAGAAAAUACGUAUUACACUAUCGAAAUCUACAAUUAUAUUUGGGUUUAGGAUUAAAAAUAAAAAAGUACAUCGUCUUUGGGAAUUUGAUCAGAGCCCUUGGUUGAAAAGAUAUAUUGAUUUCAAUGAACAAAAGAAGCUAUUUGUAUUUGGAAAAACUAUGGAAUAUAUAAGAAAACGUGUAAAUGUAGAACUUGUAACAAAUAAGGUCAAACUAAUGAAAUUAACCUCAAAACCAACCUUUGAAUCAUCAAAAAUAUUCAACGAGGACCUUGUGGCUGUACAUAGAAUUAAGGAGACAUUAACCCUAAACAGACCUGCAUAUGUAGGAAUGUAUACUGAUUCACUAACAUAUGAAAUUACAACUGAUGAUGGAUAUAUGGAUUUCUGGAAUGAUAAAGAUAAAUUUGACAAUAGUGAUUACCGUGAAACAUCACAAUUCUAUAAUACAUCGAAUAAGAAGAUUUUUGGUAAAAUGAAAGAUGAGGCAGCAGAUGUUCCGAUAGUUGAAUUUGUAGGAUUGAAAUCAAAAAUGUAUGGCUAUAUGACAAAAAAUGUGGUGAAGCUGCCAAAGGUGUUAAAAAGAACAUAA
Hydractinia symbiolongicarpus is the source of this 651-nucleotide messenger RNA. RefSeq lists its product as uncharacterized. Bases 1 to 651 code for a protein of 216 amino acids. NCBI's taxonomy places the organism in Eukaryota, Metazoa, Cnidaria, Hydrozoa, Anthoathecata, Hydractiniidae. The record is from RefSeq and is a predicted model, not a curated record. The transcript has 4 exons.